This is a messenger RNA of Fusarium redolens, 1068 nucleotides long. RefSeq lists its product as uncharacterized. Lineage: Eukaryota; Fungi; Ascomycota; Sordariomycetes; Hypocreales; Nectriaceae. Gene Ontology annotation, molecular function: nucleotide binding; oxidoreductase activity. The record is from RefSeq and is a predicted model, not a curated record. The transcript has 2 exons. Gene Ontology annotation, biological process: NADPH regeneration. Gene Ontology annotation, cellular component: cytoplasm. The coding region runs from base 1 to 1068 and encodes 355 amino acids.
AUGGCACCCCACAAGCUUCAAGUUGGCGUCGCUGGUCUCGGACGAAUGGGCAAGCGACAUGCCCUUAACUUCCAUCAGAAUGUCCCUCGAGCUGUUCUGGUCGCUGUUACUAGCCCUGAUGCUGCUGAGAGAGAAUGGGCUGCAGAGAACCUCGCUCCUGAUGGGGUAGCUAUCUACGAGAACUACUCUGAUAUGAUAGCACACGCCGGUUUAGAUGCUGUUUGCGUCGCCUCUGCCACUGCGGUACAUGCUGAACAGACCAAUUCCGCUAUUGCGGCGGGAAAGCAUGUCUUGUGCGAGAAGCCCCUUGGCACGACUGUUGAGAUUUCUCAAUCUGUUAUUGACGCCGCUGCUACCCGCCCCGAUCUCAAAGUUAUGUGUGGUUUUUCCCGCCGUUUCGAUGCUUCGUACCGCGACGCGUACGAGAAAACAAAGUCAGGCUUGAUUGGCCGUCCAUCUGUUCUUAGAAGCCAGACUUGCGAUGUCUUAGAUCCCUCUGGCUUUUUUGUCGCAUAUGCGCAGUUUUCUGGUGGCAUAUUUGUCGAUUGCAGUAUUCAUGAUAUUGACUUGGCCCUAUGGUUCUUCGGGCAAGAGUCGAAAGUUCGAUCAGUCCAUGCUGUAGGCAUUACUGCUGUGGAACCAGACCUACGACAGUAUAAUGAUAGAGAUAAUGCCGUUGGGAUUGUUGAAUUCUACGAUGGUCGAAUUGCGUAUCUGUAUGCCUCACGUAUGAUGGCUGCUGGUCAAGAGGAUACAACAGAGAUUAUCGGAACAAAGGGCAAGUUAUCUGUGAACUUGAUCCCGGUCGAGAACCAUGUUCGGAUUUAUGGACAAGAAGGUAUCAGGCAUGAGCUUCCUCAAAACUAUUGGGGACGAUUCCAAGCAGCAUUCACAAGAGAGGCUAUCGAGUUUACCGACUGUGUGCUGGAUGACAAGCCUGUACCUGUUGAAUUAGAAUCAGCAGUAACAGCAGUGCGUAUUGGUGCGGCUUUGCAGCGUUCUAUGAUUAUGGGGAAUAAGAUUCUUUUUGACGAGAGAGGUAACGAGGUUCAUAGAGCUCAGUUAUAA